GCGCGAGCCUACAAGUCGCGCAAUAAGAGACCCUGUGAUUUCUGUCGUUACAAGAAAGCCGCGUGCCACUUGGAAAGCACGCCGCCAUGCGAGCUCUGCAUAAGAUACAACAAGGAAUGUACUUUUGUCGAGUCUCCAGCCAAGAGACGCAGGCCGAAUGAGCAAGCAGGCAAGAACGGCGAUACCAUCUUCAAGCAUUCUUCCAAUGCCAGCAUUGAUCAACCCAUCAAUUUCGACCCCUUUGAACCCAUGUCUGCUUCAACGACCACCAACAACUCGAGCGAUCACAAGUUCCCCAACCACAAUCACCGUCACAGCGCAUCCAUGGACACGGAUUCACCGCUGUCUCAGUCGGCAGCCCUGCCUGUGAAUCUGCACCUUCCUUUCGACUCGACAACUGGUGAGCCUUCUCUAGAUCGCCAAAACUCUAGCAAUGCCCAGAUCAUUGGCAUAAGUGGCGAGAGCGACCCAUAUCUACUUUCGAGAUAUCGAUAUGAUGAAUACAACGAAGCCUCAUUCCAGUCCGUGCGAAUGCGCAAAAUGAACGGUGGGCCGGUAGACAACGACAGCAGUGUUCCCACCUUCUUCCAAAUUCAACACAAUGCGCUUGCUGCAAAAGCUCAGCCACAGGACAAGUCGGACACGAACGAGAAGUGGCGCAGAGAGCUCACAGAGCUCGUGGAUGACGAGACAGGCAGAAGACUGAUUCAGCUGUUCUACAAGUAUGUUCAACCAUACUUCCCAGUACUCAGCCGCGAAGGGAGUGAAAGAGAUGCUAUGGGAGUGCGCGAGCCACGUGAGGUUUCCCCCUGCGUCCUGGCAGCCAUAUACGGACACGCUUUACCGUUCUGCGCAUGGGACGAAAAGCUAUGCGUUGAGGUUUAUACGCCACCUUCGGCAGAUGUCUUGUUCAAAAUUGCGUGGCUCUCCUGUCAACCAUGGCUGCACACCCCAAAUAUCGCGGUGCUGCAGACGCUUCUUCUGCUUGUUCAGCGACGCCCGACGAACCGACAUGUUAGUGAUACCCCUUUCAAAUGGGUCAUCAUGACCACGGCGGUCUCGAUUGCACAGGCUCUAGGCAUCAAUCGCGAUCCUACCGACUGGCCGCUUCCUUCAUGGGAGAUUAAGCUGAGAAAGCGAUUGGCGUGGGCUGUGUACAUCCAAGACAAAUGGCUAGCAUUGAACUUCGGACGAAGCAGUCACAUUAAUCCUGACGAUUGGGACGUGCCCGCUCUCACCGAAGACGACUUUCCAGAAGCAGACCGCAAAUUUGACGACGGUCAAAGAACGGACUUCGGCUGCACGCACUUCAUCAAACUCUGCGAACUGACCAUCAUCGUCGACGACAUUCUGCGCGAUCUGUUUACCAUCAAAGCCACGCGCCAGCUCCAUACCAGCCUUGAAUCAACUCUCGAAGUUGCAAAACCCCUCCGAAUCCGCCUAACAGAAUGGCACCAAGCCCUUCCC
Messenger RNA from Pseudocercospora fijiensis CIRAD86, 1467 nucleotides. RefSeq lists its product as uncharacterized. Gene Ontology annotation, molecular function: DNA-binding transcription factor activity, RNA polymerase II-specific; DNA binding; zinc ion binding. NCBI's taxonomy places the organism in Eukaryota, Fungi, Ascomycota, Dothideomycetes, Mycosphaerellales, Mycosphaerellaceae. Gene Ontology annotation, biological process: DNA-templated transcription. The annotation marks the transcript as partial. Gene Ontology annotation, cellular component: nucleus. The record is from RefSeq and is a predicted model, not a curated record. The transcript is spliced from 2 exons.